Eubalaena glacialis (North Atlantic right whale) is the source of this 2861-nucleotide messenger RNA. RefSeq names its product SPT2 chromatin protein domain containing 1 (gene SPTY2D1). Gene Ontology annotation, biological process: nucleosome assembly; regulation of DNA-templated transcription. Bases 98 to 2254 code for a protein of 718 amino acids. Gene Ontology annotation, cellular component: nucleolus. The transcript is spliced from 6 exons. Gene Ontology annotation, molecular function: DNA binding; histone binding. Lineage: Eukaryota; Metazoa; Chordata; Mammalia; Artiodactyla; Balaenidae. The record is from RefSeq and is a predicted model, not a curated record.
CUGGUCAGGCAGUUCAUUCGGCUGUUGCUGGUCGCCUCGCUAAGGCGGAGAUUCACUCUUCUCCGAGAGGCUGGCCCAGUCCUCCGCCUCGGCCAGAAUGGACUUCAGGGAAGUGCUCCUGAUAGCUUCCAAAGCACAAGGUGUCAACAACGUGCCGAAAAGAUACAGUUUGGCAGUGGGUCCUCCCAAAAAAGACCCAAAAGUUAAGGGUGUCCAGUCGGCAGCUGUCCAGGCUUUUCUCAGAAGAAAAGAAGAAGAGCUCAGACGAAAAGCUUUGGAAGAGAAAAGGAGAAAAGAAGAACUAGUGAAAAAGCGAAUUGAGCUAAAACAUGACAAGAAAGCAAGAGCUAUGGCCAAGAGGACAAAGGAUAAUUUCCAUGGUUACAAUGGGAUUCCUGUUGAGGAGAAGUCAAAGAAGAGGCAGGCAAUGCAAACCCACACUAGCCAGGGAACAGACCAAGAGUUUGAGAUGGAGGAAGAGGAUGAAUUCUUAGAAUACAAUCAAGCAGAGUCAGAGCAAGAGUAUGAGGAAGAGCAAGAACCUCCCAAAGCUGAAAGCAAGCCAAAGGUCCCCCUUAAAAGUGCCCCACCACUCAUGAACUUCAAUGAUCUACUCAGGCUGGCCGAGAAAAAGCAGUACGAACCGGUGGAGAUAAAGGUAGUGAAGAAGACAGAAGAGCGGCCUAUGACUGCAGAAGAACUUAGGGAGCGAGAAUUCCUUGAACAAAAGCAGAGGAAAAGGAAACCUGAGACAGAUGCAAGAUUACCACCAACCAGAAAAGUACCCUCUCAGAAAGAAAGUGUGGGCACAAAACUUAGCAAAGGUUCUGGAGACACGCAUCCUUCUUCCAAGGGUACUCCCCUUCCUUAUGCUGAGAAGAAAUCCAGACCCAGCACAGCUAAUGAGAAACACUUGCGUUUAUCUUCAUCCAAAUCCAUGCCAGGAGAAAGGACCAAAGUAGUAUCUGGCAAUUGCGCCCAACCCUUGCCUUGUGAGGGCCGUGACAGACCUGUUUUCAAUGGGGCUGGAAAGCCCCACUCCAGCACCUGUUCACCAAGUAUCCCAAAGACUUCUGCUAAAGGGACUCCAAAAUCUGCUACUGAGCACAAAGCCAAAAAAUCUCCUCAUCCUAGCUGUUCCAGGCCUGGACCCAUGGUCACCCCACACGAUAAGGCCAGGAGUCCAGGUGUCAGGCAGCCAGGCAGCAGCUCCAGCUCAGCCCCUGGGAGGCCUAGCACAGGGACUGCUCGGCCCACGGUUAGUUCUGGCCCCGUGCCCAGGCGCCAGAAUGGCAGCUCCAACUCAGGACCCGAGCGAUCAGUCAGUGGGACCAAGAAGCCAACCAGUGACUUAAAUCCCCCAGGACGGACAGUCAGUGGUACAAGUGGCCUUGGUCGACCUGCAGGCAGCUCAGGUUGCCCUGGGCGACCUACCAGUGGCUCCGGUGGUUCUGGGCGGCCUGUGGGUAGCUCUGGUGGCCCUGGGCGGCCUAUGGGCAGCUCUGGUGGCCCUGCGCGGCCUAUGGGCAGCUCUGGUGGCCCUGGGCGGCCUGUGGGCAGCUCUGGUGGCUCUGGGCGGCCUGUGGGCAGCUCUGGUGGCCCUGGGCGGCCUGUGAGCAGUCCACAUGACCUUCGACGACCAGUGAGUGGCUCAGGGGCCCCUAGACGGUCAGUCAAUGGCCCUGGCCGAUCAGUAGUUCCAGCUGGACGAACUGUCAGCAGUUCAGGCCCUGGUAGACCAGUGAGCAGCUUUGUACCUGGGCGGACAGUUAGUACCUCAGGUCCCUCUCUGAAGCCCAAAUGCACUGUUGUCUCAGAAACGAUUUCUUCCAAGAAUAUAAUCAGCCGAUCCAGCAAUGGACAGAUGAAUGGAAUGAAGCCUUCCUUAUCUGGCUACAGAUCUGCCCAAGGUCCUCAAAGGCUUCCCUCCCCUGGUAGUUACAAAAGGCAGCGAGAAUAUGAAGAGGAGGAAGAUGAUGAUGAAUAUGACUCUGAAAUGGAAGAUUUUAUUGAAGAUGAAGGAGAACCUCAGGAAGAAAUAUCCAAGCACAUUCGAGAAAUCUUUGGCUAUGACCGAAAAAAAUACAAAGAUGAAAGCGAUUAUGCCUUACGUUACAUGGAGAGUAGUUGGAAAGAGCAGCAGAAGGAAGAAGCAAAGAGUUUAAGACUAGGUAUGCAAGAAGAUUUAGAUGAAAUGAGACGUGAAGAAGAAGAAAUGAAACGUCGAAAGGCCAAGAAGCUGAAGAAGCAUUAGCUGCUGCUUUUAUUUAUUUUUGUGAAAUUCUGAAAACAGUCUGCUGCAAGGAAGUCCUGCCUUCAGACUGAAGAAGCCCCUUAUCAUUUUAGAAUUCUACUUGGGUACUCAAGGAGAAGGAAUGCAUACUGUCUAUCUGCAGGCUGUCGUUAGAGCAUAAAGUAUUUUCAGAUACUUUCCAGGGUGAAAUCUGUAAUGCAGAUGACGUAACACCCAGUGAGUGCUCUUACGAAGCUAACUGUUCACAGGUGCCACCCUUGAUCCUGAUGAGCUAUGCACUCUCAUGUGGGGCCGCUCACAAGUCAGCCAAUCUUAUGUUAUUCCUUUGCUACUCUAAAAGGAAAAAAAAAAGGAUUGCUCCUUUACUUCCGUAAUUCUGCUGAUGUGUGAGUACGGCACUGCCUGGCUCCCAAUCAAAUUUAUUUUGUCUUUUGAUGAGGAAACUGGCCCUUCCAUUAAUGCUGCCAGCAAUAAAGUGACCUGUCCUAACCUAAAUGUUUGGAUUGAGAACUUGAAAAUGUAGAGUAGCUGUUAUAAUUAUAUGGAUGUCAUUUAUGUGACUUUGAAGUAAAAAGUAGAAUAAAUUGUAUUCUGCAUUAUUCAUGGA